This is a messenger RNA of Bombyx mori (domestic silkworm), 5592 nucleotides long. Its product is annotated as DENN domain-containing protein 1A. Lineage: Eukaryota; Metazoa; Arthropoda; Insecta; Lepidoptera; Bombycidae. The record is from RefSeq and is a predicted model, not a curated record. Gene Ontology annotation, cellular component: cytosol; intracellular membrane-bounded organelle. The transcript has 14 exons. The coding region runs from base 598 to 2871 and encodes 757 amino acids. Gene Ontology annotation, biological process: endocytic recycling; endocytosis. Gene Ontology annotation, molecular function: guanyl-nucleotide exchange factor activity; phosphatidylinositol phosphate binding.
CUCGAAUGAAAACUGGUGGUAGGACCUCUUGUGAGUCCGCGCGGCUAGGUACCACCGCCCCGCUUAUUUCUACCGUGAAGCAGUUAUGCGUUUCGGUUUGAAGGGCGGGACAGCCGUUGUAACUAUACUCGAAACCUUAGAACUUAUAUCUCAAGGUGGGUGGCGCAUUUACGUCGUAGAUGUCCAGUAACCACUUAACAUCAGGUAGGCUGUGAGCUCGUCCACCCAUCUAAGCAAUAAAAAAAAAAGAUAAAAGAUAUUUGUCCUUGCUUGACUUGAGAGCACUUGAGAGACGAGCUGGCAGUUGUGCUGUCAAAAUCAUUUCAAAUGUCUAUUUAUCAAGUAUUUAAUCUGUGGACUGUUCUGUGAAGUGUGAACUGCGAACUCUGCGAAACACGAAACAUAGACACUGAGUAAGAUCGAAACGAGUCUUUCGUAACAGUUUGGAAAUAUAUAUAAAAUCAUCAAGAAAUGAUAUUCACGAACCUGAAGUAGUCUUCUAUGGCUUGCGAUGUUUCAUGAUAAGUGAAUUUUCAAACAAGUUGUUGUCAGUUUAUUUCUUAAAAUGUAAUCAAAAUUUCCAGUCCACGUCGAGACAUGGGUUCCAGAGUAAGAGAAACUGUAAAAUUUUUAUUUGAGUUAUUCUGUGAAGUAUCGCCUGGUGAUCAUUUAAAGGAACCAUAUGUGUUAUUCAAGUACCCAGAAUCAUAUAAAAAUGAAGAAGAGAUUAAGAGUAUUCCAAAAUUUACCUUUCCGUGUUCAUUAGAAAACUCUUUUGCUCAACACUAUUCAUUUGUGUUGACAUCAAUGGAUUCCAAGUAUACAUUUUGUUUUUGCCGAUAUGACCCUAAAGCCAACACUGCUUUAGUGAUCUUAUCACAUCUGCCUUGGCAUGAUAUAUUUUACAAAUUAUUAAAUUGCAUAGCGAAUAUAAUAAACAGUCCGGAGCGGGAUCAACUGCAUUCGUUCCUGGAAGCGUGUCGGAUACGACCUCCAAUGCCGGGACAUACCCUCAAGGUUAUAUACAAUGCCGGUCACAGUGUAUUUACAUGUCAGUGCCCUGACAGCAACAAGCUGCCAAGUAUCCCAGACAAUUGCAACCUAACAGAAUACUUCAGUGCGGUCGAUACAAAAUGCAUGGCGGGUCUGUGGGCAGCAUUGUUACACGAACGUCGAGUGGCCAUCGUAGCAUCGAAACCAUCGCGUCUGUCGGCUUGUGUCCAAGCGGCUAACGCGACUCUGUUCCCGAUGUCAUGGCAACAUAUUUUCAUUCCAAUAUUACCGAAGCAUUUGGUCGAUUACAUGCUGGCGCCGAUGCCAUUUCUGAUUGGAGUUCCUAGAAGCGUUAUGGAGAAUGUUAGGAUGUCUGAGAUAGGUGACGUUGUGAUUUUAGAUGUAGACGCGAAUGAGCUUAGAUCUCCUUUCAACGACUUGGAGACUCUUCCCCCUGAGUUGAUUUCGAGUUUAAAGAAGGCUUUGAGCGACAAAAACGCUCUUGGAGAUGCUGUUUCAAGAGCAUUUUUACGCGCCCUUGUCUGUUUAAUCGGCGGGUACCGCGAUGCGAUCAAAAUUGAAAAUGGUCAACUGAUUACAUUCAAUCCAGAAGCUUUUGUGAAAACGAGGAAAAACAUGCAGCCAUUCCUUAGAAAAAUACUACAAUCCCAAAUAUUCCAACAGUUUAUAGACGAAAGAUUGGAUUUGCUCAAUUCCGGACGGGGUUUCAACGAUGAGUUCGAAGUAGAAUGCAACGCGUACGCGGAUAAAUUGAACACGGGUAGUGGUCAGAAACUAAAGCAACAGUACAGAGAUUGGGCCAAGACGGUCAAGAAAGAAGGUGGAGCUUUCUUCAAAACCGUCAAAGAUAAGGCGAACCCAGCUGUUCAAUCGGCCGUCAAAACGGUACGCCAGGGAGGCAAAAACAUGAAAUCCGCCGUCAGAGGUCUCAAAAAUAAAAUCCCUAAAUCGGGAUCUCGACCGUCUUCUAUCAACACAACAGAUGAGAGCAGGUACUCGUGUGGUUCGGCCACGCCCGUGUCGUCGGAUUCAUCUGAUUCUCCAUCGCACGAUCUCCCCCCGCCCCGCGAGCCCCCGCCCGCCCUCACCCUCGACCUACUCACCGAAAUGGAGUACCUUUUCGUGAACAAGAGCGCACAACGACGCGACAGCUUCCCGAACAGUUCGCGCAACACUGAAAUUAGUCUACCCGAUAAGGCAAAAACACUGUCACCAUGCCUCCCACCCCGGUUACCGGAACGUCCCCAACUCCCAGUCCGUUAUCCGAUAAUUUCCACGAGGAAAUUAAUAGAUCUGUCUGACGCUCCGACGCCGCCGCCGCGAGCCACGCCCGCUCCACAGUACAAUGCGCAUUUUGUCAGUAACAUCACGAAAAACGAUGUGAGAACGACUACAGACCUCCACACUAGCUCCAUUUGCUUCAGUGAGGGCAACGACAAGGCCAAACUGAAACUGACGCUGUCGUCUAAUCAGAGGAAGGCGGCGGUACAGAGCACGCAGCCGUGUAACGGUAACGUGCCGCCUAGAGUAGCGCCCUCUGUGGCCAGACCGAGCCAACACAGGGCCAGGUCCGGCCAUGACAUUCCCGCAAACAAAAAGAGAAUAAUAGAGCCGUGUGGCUCAGAUACUGAUCUCAUUAAACUGGACGAUUCGCCGACAGACCUCGAAGAUUUCGAUCCGUUAAAAUUACGAGAUAAAAAUCAGAAAAACGAGCCAAUCAAAUCAUCCACGGAUAGUGCUCUCUUACAUGAAUACGGGCUCGAUUUCAGUCGAUUCGGUCUGUUAGAUUUUAAUGCGGGAACUAGCCAACAAGAAGCGACAUCUAGCGUUCCAAAAGGUUGGACCACAUUCAAUUAAGUAACCAUCUGUUGUUUGUUUUAAUAAUAUUAUCUGUAUUGUUGGCAUCCUUGUGUAUAACGCUUAGCUUUAAGUUAGUAUAUGAAAUGUUUUACUAUGUACUAUUUAUUUAAUUGAUAGUCUUCCUAGUUUUAUAUGUCUAUUUGUACAUAAUGUUACAUAUCAAUUGAUUGUAAAUUAGUACGUUUUGUGUAAAAUCGAUAACACUAUAUAAAUAUGUGUAUUUUUUGUUGUUGUUGUAUAUCUGUGUAGAAUUUAACUGUGUAUAUUGUGAAAUAAUUUCUGUAGGAAAAUUAUGAAUUUUGGCUGUUUAACAAAAGUUUUAUGAGAUGACAGUGAUUUGUAUGUAUAAUUAGCAUUGCUUAAUAUAAUGACAUAUUUUGUAGCUUUUAGAUCAUAAAGAUGCGUAUGUUUUCAAUGUUUAUUGUAAUGAAGGUGAUAUACUUUUGUAUGUAUAAUUGUUUUCAUAUGUAUAUCUCGUGACAUAAUAUAAGUUUAUGUUAAUAGAUAAAGCCUUUUUUCGCCGAUAGUUUGGCCAGGGCUGGUUCCAGACGUAUAAGAUGGGAUAUAGAAUGUUUUUACAAUAAUAUUAAUAGAUUUUUUUUUUCAAAAGUACCCAUCUUCCAAUAAAAUACAGCCAGCCCUGUAUUAAACCCCUGAAUUCCUGUGAUAUUUAUGAAAUUCAUGUACGAAAAAUCAAUCAUUUAAAUAUUCAUCUCAACAUAAUUAUGUAAUUGAAGAGUACAAUUAGCUUUUACAUAAGAUAAUUAAAUUAUUUUGUCUAAAUAUUAAUGUUAGUUUUAUAUAGUAUAUAAUGUUUGUAAAUCUCAAUAACUAUUUUAUGAUAUAAAGAUGAUUGAAUAUUUAAUUAACAUUAUACAUGUCGGCCUACAUUGAUUUCGGUACGAUUAUAAUAUAGACGCAAUGCAAUUUAACAUGAACAAAAAUAUACAUUUUUUUAAAAGACGAAUGAGUAUCGAUAAUUGUACUAAGAUCAUUGUACGACCGCAUCGAGGUGCUCUAUAACUUUUGAACACAAGAAAUAUAUAUAUUUGUCUCUUAUAAAAUAUAACACGAUAUAAUAGACAACAAACUUGAACUUUUUUAUUUUUUUUAUGUAGUCCACAAAGUCGUGCAUACAAAAAAUAAAAAACUUCAAAUUUUGAAGGUAGUUUUUUAAUCAAAUAAUACACUUAUCGCUUGAGCAUUUAAAUCUUAAGAACGAAUAGUCAAUUUAUUUAUGUUAGAGUACAUUAUAGAUGUUAAUUGUUAUAGUUCAAGUUGCUUAUUAAUGUAUUACUGACAUAACUCGUUUCGUAUAUUUACAACACGCAAACUUGAAUCAUUUUUCGUUUUGUUAAUAAAAACAGCGAACGUGAUAUACUCGUGUAUCUAUUCAAUGAAAUGCGGAGCGUUCAUAGAUUUAAAUGCUCCACUGAACAUAUCACCGACAAGUCAUCAUGAUAAUUUUACACUUUAUACUCUGUAAUAAGUCUGGCUGGGGGUACCGCUUUCUUUUGCUUUUGUAGAGACGAGCGCUAAUAUCUUUUUUUUUAAUACAAAAUCAAGCGUGUAUUUACUAAUGCUUCAUAGUUUUUUUUUUUUUUUUUAAUAUAUAUUUUUUGUACAAUGCAUGUACGAUUUUAUAAGCAAAUUACAAGCAAUCGUGAUUGGGAACUAUUUUUCUUACGUAAUCGACGGUAGUUUCAAGGGACUAUUCCGGUUCCAUCAUAGUGGUAGGCGAGCACGCGGAAUUCGGACCGAGAAUUGGGAACGAAGGGCAAUACUCGACAUUAAUAGGAAAUAUAUGCUGCUCCUCGAUUUCAAUUUGAACAUUGCAUAAUAUUAUUUCAAUGUUAUUAUUCUUUUAUAAGUUAUAUUAACGCAUAUAAAAAUUAGGGUCUAAGCGUCGAGCUUAUGAUUCUUAAGUCGAGAAUCGUAAUGUAUUGAGUCGCUGAGAUUGUCAUGCUCCUUAAAUCGUAAAGGAAUCUUUGCCGAAACUGAAAACGUAGUAAAUUACUACAAUAAUAUAGAGAAAGGACAAUAUUCAUUUGAUAAGUCAAAUUAUAGUUAUAUUUCUAGCGGCAGCUUACAAUGCCCGUCAAUUGUUAAUCACGUUGCAUUUUUGUUUAAUGCGACAUAUUACAAUCACCAGCCAUCUCUGUACGUAUUCUCAUAGGCAUUCGCGAGUCCCCGACGUGAUUAAUCUAUUUUUAUGCGACUAGCCAUGCGUGAUCCCCCCAAAAACUGAAGUAUUCAAAUGUCGGGCAUUUUUAUAAGCAAAUAAUAACCCCAUAUUAAACUCUAAAAAAACGUUGUUUCUUUUAUUCCUGAAAAUUAGUCAUUUUUUUGAACUCAAUAGUAUGUAAAUGCGCAUUUUCAUAACUAUAGAAUAAAUUUUGAUACGAUUCGAAAAAGAGAUUGAUAAUAAACAACACUACGCAUAAAAACUUUUUUAUAACGCUAAUCUGUCCAUGCAUUUUGAAAGUUUUCCUUUUUUUUUACCAAUAUUAAAGUGUACCUAACCUCAGAGUAUACAUAAUGUAUACUCUAACUUAUAAUAGAGUAUGAAGGGUGAAAACAAUUCAAUUCUAAUACAAAACUUAUUGUUACUUUAGAUGUAUUACACAUUCGAAAAUUGUGUAGUUAUAUUAUUAUAAUUUCAUAAAUAAAACGAAACGAGUUUACCUUUAAAAAAAAAAGGUGAAAAUAAAUGCUGAA